This is a messenger RNA of Penicillium waksmanii, 963 nucleotides long. Its product is annotated as CE1 family esterase. The transcript has a single exon. Lineage: Eukaryota; Fungi; Ascomycota; Eurotiomycetes; Eurotiales; Aspergillaceae. Bases 1 to 963 code for a protein of 320 amino acids. Gene Ontology annotation, molecular function: feruloyl esterase activity. The record is from RefSeq and is a predicted model, not a curated record.
AUGCUCAGGUCACUUCUUCUACCCCUUGCUCUAGCCACUGCAGGUGCUGCUCAGUCCUUAGGCUGUGGCAGAGAAAUCCCUUCCAAGUUUCCUUCCCCUGGAAAGAGUGCAACACUGCAUCUUCCAGGAACCGAUCGCGAGUAUCGACUUUACAUUCCACUCACAUACGACAAAAACCAACCCACUCCACUGUAUUUUUCCUUCCAUGGAGCUACUCGGGACAUGAACGAGGAGGAGGAAUUGUCGCAAUUCUCCAACCCUUUUUUUAACAAAGAUGGAAUUGCCGUCUACCCAAACAGCAAGAAUGGUUAUUGGCUUUCCAAUCCCAACGCCAAUACUUCCUUGCCGAACGACCUUGAUUUCACCAAUGACCUCCUAACGCAUAUGGAGAAUUUACUCUGCAUCGACUCAAGCCGAGUCAACUCGGCUGGCAAGUCAAAUGGGGGCGGGUUCACCGCUGUCGUCGCCUGCAAUGCCACGGUUGGCAGUCGGUUCGCUGCAUUCGCAUCCGUCAGCGGCGCCUAUUACGAUACUGACAACAUCCCCGGCGUUGGGCCUUGCAAGCCUGCCAAACGCAAGGAGGGCUACCCUUUUAUCGAGUUUCAUGGCACUGGAGAUACAACAGCGCCCAUUGACGGCAAUACGGAAAGCAACCAAAAGCUACCUGUGAUCGAUUUCCUCAAAGGUUGGGCCGGACGAAAUGGGUGUGGGAAGAAUGCCAAGUGGGCAAGGAAUGAGACUGUUAUGGUGGACCCGCUACUCAGGCAUGCUAGCUGGGACUGUGAUGGUAAGCAUGGUAUUGUUCAGCAUUACCGUGAGAGUGGAAAUGGCCACUGCUGGCCUAGCACGGUGGGUAAUGAUGACUACAAAGAACAUCCUUUACAGUGUCCUGCUGGAAAGUCUGCAUUUAAUGCCACUGAGUAUAUAUUCAAGUUCUUUGGAAAUUAUCGCCUGAGGCUCUAG